AGUGCGUCCACCUCAAUCUCAGGUGCAAGGAGCGUGGGGGUUACAACAGAAGAUACCGCCACAGCAGCAACAAAUGGGCCUGCCGCAACAUGUAGCAUGGCAACAGCAACAAACGGCAUGGAAUCUACCACAAUCGCAGAUAUCACAGGUUUCACCACAACAACAGCAGCAGCAGCAGCAGCAGCAGCAGCAGCAACAACAAAGAGCACAACAUCAGCAGCAGCAGAAAGCUUCAAUUGAUAUUGGUGCUUCUGGUGAUCAUCGACAAGUACCAGGUGGUAAUGGUAUGCAACAACAGCAACCAUCAAGUAGUAGAGCUCUUGAGCUUUCUCAGCUUGGUGCGACAGCUCCAUUCUAUUCAGAAGAAUCUGAAAUGCCAAAAAUGACAUCUGCUCAAUUGAAAUUAUAUCACGAAAUGAUUCCAAAAAGAGCAAACCCUCAACAGGGAGGAAGAAAUGGGAGGCCGACCCAAGUUUUAACGAAUAUGUUUAAAAUUAUAUUCAACGAUAAAUUCGUAACCAACGCAGUUCAUUAUGAUAUUGUUAUUAAGCCUCACAAAGAGUCCACAAGUAGGGAGCAAAAGAAAGAAAUCCCACUCCCCAAAGCUUUGUGCAGAGGUAUUUUCGAACAAUGUAGAGAACAAAAUUUCAAUCACAGAUAUCCAGCAUUUGAUGGGAAGAAAAAUGCAUAUAGCGCAAAUGAUCUUCCCUUUGGCGAAUCUUUUGGGACUAUUGUUGAACAUACAAAUAAAGAUGGCCGAAAAAACAAGUAUAUAAUUGAAAUGCGGAAAGUGGCUACAGUUGACCUAAGCUGGAUAAAGAAUUUCAGACCUGGUUUUGCAGCAAAUAGAGAUCAAGCCGCUACACAAGUCUUGGAUAUAAUUAUGCGUCAUGCACCUGAAUUACGAUUUAUUAACAUUGGAAGAUCAAUCUUCUGGGAUAAUCAGAAUAACUGGCCACCAUUAAGUGAUGGCGUAUGUCUAGCGCGUGGUGGAUUUAUGUCCGGUGUAAUUGGAUGGAAACCAUACUUAAAUGUAGAUGUUUCUCAUAAAGGAUUCGUCACAUCGCAGAAAGUACUUUCGUAUUUAGCUGAAGUUUUACGGAUCGACGAGCGAAGAAUUACUUAUGAAGACGUGAUGGAAGAAUGGACGCUUGCUACUAUAAAUAGUUUUUUGAAGGGUUUAAAAGUGUCUUACGAAAUACCCAAUUUCUCAAAGCGAACGCACCGCAUAAUUCAGUUAAGUCACAAGACUUGUAACUCAACUUUCAACCAGGGCGAUAGAGAGACUGGACAAGUCAAAACACUUACAAUACAAAGUUACUUUUUAAAAGAAAAGAGAUACAAGAUCCAAAGACCUGACUUGCCUGCUGUUCAUGUGAACACAAAGGCCGACGGAACCGAAAUUUUGCUGCCUAUCGAGUUAUGCACUAUUAUGCCUAAUCAAGCAGUUAGAAGGAUGAAUGAAUCUCAAACCAGUGCCAUGAUCAAGCAAACAGCAACAGAUGCAAUGACACGUAAAGACAGAAUACUACAUGCGUUCCAACAAAUAGGAGUCAACGACAAUCCCGUAAUGGCUCAAGAAUUUCAUCUAUCUGUCAGCCCUGAAAUGGAAAAGGUAGCGGCUAGAAUUUUAUCUCCUCCAGAUUUGAGAUAUAGAGAUCCUAACCGCCCGGUAGAAGUGAGGAAAGGAACGUGGAAUUUGCAACAACAUUUUAAUGAAGCCAAACAUUUGGAGAAUUAUUCAUGGACUAUUGUAAAUUUGAGUGGAAAAGCAAUUGACCCUCUUAUGCAAACUUUCUCUCAAACAUUGCAGAGCACUGCACGUGAUGUUGGUAUGAAUAUUGGACAGCCCCUUACUCCACUUAAAAGUUUUAGACUGAAUAAUUUAAAUGAUAUCACGAAGUACUUCAACCAGAAUAGCAAAUUAAAAUUAAUAGUAGUUAUCAUACCUGAUGGUACAGACAUAAUGUAUGGUAAAGUAAAGAAGAUUACCGAGAUGGAAGUAGGUGUUUUGACACAGUGUUUGAAGUUUAAAACCUUAAAAAAACUAGACUCACCCAGACCACAGUUUGCGACAGUAAAAAACAUACUACUAAAAAUUAAUUCCAAACUAAAUGGCAUCAAUCAUACAUUUACUAAAAUGCCAUUUUGUUUAAAUGAACCUUGUAUGCUUGUUGGUGCUGAUGUGACUCAUCCAUCUCCGGAUUCUAAAAAUAUACCAUCCGUAGCAGCGGUUGCAGCAAAUAAUGAUAAGUCAGCCUUCCGAUAUAAUGUUGCACUUAGACUUCAACAACCCAAAGAAGAAAUAAUUAGGGAUCUUAAGGCCAUAAUACAAUCACAACUUGCAUUUUAUGUACGUGAAACAAAUUGUGUCCCGAAGAGAAUCGUCUAUUAUCGAGACGGAGUCAGCGAGGGGCAACUUGCACAAGUUAUGUUUCAUGAAAUAGAAAAAAUUAAAGCGGCCAUUAAAGAGUUCACGCAUGAUGGUAGAAAGUAUAAAAUUGAAAUUACCUGUUUAGUCGUUCAGAAGAGACACCACAUACGUCUCUUCCCAGUUAAUCAAAGAGAUACAUAUGAUAGAAAUUAUAAUGUACAAGUGGGUACAAUUGUCGACACAACUAUUACUCAUCCCGACCAUAUUGAUUUUUAUCUUGUAUCACAUGCGAGUAUUCAGGGUACAGCGAGGCCUACAAAAUACAGAUGCAUUUACAAUGAAUCUAAGUUUACCGAAGAUCAGCUUGAGGAAUUGACUUUUUAUCUUUGCCAUAUAUAUGCCCGCUGUGCAAGAUCUGUAAGCUAUCCGGCACCAACUUAUUAUGCACAUUUGGGAGCUUACCGUGGAAGAGCCUUGCUACAAGGGGGCGUAAGUGUCAACUUGAACAAUUUGGGUCACGAACAGAGACAGUUUGUAAUAAAGAUGAAUGACAUAGGAUCACCUAUGUUUUUUGUUUAAACAAAUAUUCAUGAUUUCAAAGAUUCAUAUUUCGUUAUUUUUCUCUUUUGUCUGUGUAUUCUGAUUUAACUGUAUGAUGAUCGAAAAUAUGAAGCAACAAAAAAGGAAAAAAAUGAAAUAUUUAUAUUUUUCAUUUAAAGAGAUAUUCACGAUUUCAAAGAUUCAUAUUUUAUAAUUUUUCUUUUUUAUCUGUGCAUUAUGGCGAGGGUGGGUUUACUAAGGACUACCGCUCUCCGGAGAGAAGUGGCGACUAUUUAAAAGUAUAAGGCAACAAAAAGAAAAGUAAUUAAAUAUUUAUAAUAAACAAUCUACAGGUAUGGCCAACCUUUUUCGAUUCAAUAUUUUCAAAUUUUCU
Molecule: messenger RNA, 3308 nt
Organism: Vollenhovia emeryi
Lineage: Eukaryota; Metazoa; Arthropoda; Insecta; Hymenoptera; Formicidae
Gene: AGO2
Product: protein argonaute-2-like
Exons: 15
Coding region: 74-2953 (959 amino acids)
Molecular function (GO): RNA binding; protein binding
Source: RefSeq, a predicted model, not a curated record